Messenger RNA from Paramecium primaurelia, 1164 nucleotides. The record is from the annotation of a GenBank genome assembly. NCBI's taxonomy places the organism in Eukaryota, Ciliophora, Oligohymenophorea, Peniculida, Parameciidae.
AUGCAAAGUACUUAAAAUUAAGAAGAAUAGAUAUAAAUCGACUAAAUUCCAGAGCCCAAAAAAUAUGAAUUUAAGUAUUUUUCUAUCUUAGAAAAAGAGGUUUGGUGUCCAUAAGAAUUAAGUGGGUUUAAAGUUAUAACAAUAAUUAAAUGUAAAUGGCGGAGACGUAUUUUCUUUAAGAUACGAUUAAGAUGAUCAAUAUCUUGCUGUUGGGAUGUCAGAAGGAUUAAUUCAUCUUUAUAAUUAGAGUAUAUAUAUGAUUUAAAAAUAAUAGAUAAACAUACACAUACCUUGGAGUAAUUCUAAACACCAGUAACUGCUUUAAGAUGGAGGCCAAAUUAUGGUCUUAAGGCUAAAGGAAUAUUGGUAUCAGCAAAUGCAGAAGGACAUAUUAUACAUUGGCAUGCACAUUCAGGAAAAUAAUUACACAAAAUUGUAGAAGAGAAUAACAGUGUUUUAUGUUUGGACUUUAAUUUUGAUGGAAGUUUAUUUGCCACAGGAGGAAAAGAUUUCUGUAUUAGAAUUUAUGAUGAUGAUAUAAAAAGUGUAUAGCAUCAAUAUUAAUAAGCUGAUUGGUAUCUUUUUUUAAAAUAAUUAGGGGAUAGAGAGGCCAUGCUAAUAGAGUAUUUGUAGUAAAGUUUAUACCAGAUUAACCAAAUAUACUAAUAUCUGGGGGAUGGGAUGCCAAUGUCUUAAUUUGGGAUAUAAGAGAGAAGUAAUGUGUAGGUUAAUUUUAUGGGCCAUCUCUAUCAGGAGACUCACUUGAUUUUUCAGUGAAAAGAUAAUAGAUUUUAACUGGGUCACAUAGAACAGAAAAUUAAGUAUAAUUAUGGGAUUGGAGAACAAGAAAACUUUAUUAAGAAAUAUUUUGGACUGGAUCUUAAUCUGAUGAAAAUAGAUCAUAUUAUAUAUAUGCAACUUAGUUUAAGUAAUUAUUUAAUUAAAAUUUAGCAAAGCAAAUGAGGACUAUAUUUAUGCUGGCAGUUCAGGAGUUCAUGAAAUCAAACUUUUUAGUUUGAAAGAUGGUCAAGCCAAGGCUUCUAUUUUGGGGUUACCAAAAGGUAUACUUAGUAUUGAUUAAAUGAAUACAACUGAUUCAAUUAUAUUUAGUGGUAUGGAAGGUGUUGUUAACAUAUUUAAGGCAUGAAUUAAAAUAAAUAAUUA